UACUACGGAACUUGAAUUGGUCGGCUAUUGUAGCUGGAUAUCCACGGCGGACGGGAUAUCGAAACCAUUUGGAAUUCACAAAACAGUGGAAAGAUGUCUGGCUUGUAUCGGAUAUUACUAUGGCGGGAUCUUUUUCGCCAAUCUCAGCACUCUUCGACACCGAAUCAGAAAUGACGGCAUGGUCGACUUCGCCGAGUUGGUCCUCUGCGACGCCUCUUUCGAAAGCUCUGGUAUUUUUUUUGCGGAUCAUCCUCAUGUUUUCUGCAUUUACCCGCCAUUUCGGACUAUUCUUUGACGAUUCACUGCAUGAGUUGUCGGUGGAUCUGCGCACUGGUAACGGACAAUAUGUGCACUCGGCAACGCGAGCAGUUUCGAUGCAAGCUACAGCGCUAUUAGACGACAUUGUACUUAUCUCCGUUUGGGGCCAACGCCUGGCUGGCUGGCUGAGUGGUGACGACGGUUGUUAUUAUGUUGUAUGGGAAAGUAAUUGGGCGUGGUCUACAUACUUUGCUGCUGGGGUGGCGGACCCUUUCUCAUAGCUUUCAGAGGCAUGCUAGGAUUUGAUACAAAGCAUGAAAAGGCGUGAAACCGGUUGCAACACAGCUGCUU
Messenger RNA from Lasiosphaeria miniovina, 609 nucleotides. RefSeq lists its product as uncharacterized. Bases 120 to 539 code for a protein of 139 amino acids. The transcript has a single exon. NCBI's taxonomy places the organism in Eukaryota, Fungi, Ascomycota, Sordariomycetes, Sordariales, Lasiosphaeriaceae. The record is from RefSeq and is a predicted model, not a curated record.